UGCGCGGUUCCCGGCUGGUACCCCUCGAACCCACGGGGGGAGAAACACUGCGCACACCUUCAUUUCCACACAAAAAGGUGCACGCGAGCUGAACACGUUUGUAGGAGUCCAGAGCCGACUCGGUUCUAGGAUCACAAACUGGAUUUCAGGCGCAUGAAAUAACGGACCCGUCUCUUUUUAGACAUCGACUCAUCGAGGCCACGUCACCGGGAGGAGGGGAUGGAGGGGCGCUCCUAGGAGGACAGAGAAGACGAGGACGAGACCCGGAAUUCUGUCAAAAUUACGACGGGAAUAAAGUACAGUUCUCUGUCUCCCGGUACCGGGGGAGACCUCCGGCCGCUCGUCAUGUCGCGCGCCAAGGAGCGGCUGAAAGGAGGAAAGGAGACCAAGGACAGCGUCACUCUGCUGCCCUGCUUUUAUUUUGUGGAGCUCCCCAUCCUGGCUACCUCAGUUGUCAGUCUUUAUUUCCUGGAGCUGACGGACAUUUUCCAACCGGUGCAUUCUGGGUACAGUUGCAAUGAUCGCAGUCUGUCACUCCCCUACAUCUUGCCCAGACAGGAAGUCUGUCCCCUGCCUUUGCUCUUCAGCUUGGCCUUCGCUGCUCCAACUGUCACAAUCUUGAUAGGAGAGGCCAUCCUGUACUGCUACCUAUCUAGGAGGUCAUCAUCAACACAGACUGAGGCCAACAUUCAUGCUGCUGGAUGUACUUUCAACUCCUACAUUCGCAGAGCUGUACGCUUCAUAGGUAUCCAUAUUUUUGGGUUGUGUGUGACAGCACUCAUAACCGACAUUCUUCAGCUGUCCACCGGUCAACACACUCCUUACUGGCUGGAAGUUUGCAAACCCAACCUGACCCACAUCAACAUGUCCAGCUGUGAUGAAGCUUUUAUUCUGGAGGACAUCUGUUCUGGACAGGACUUAGGGUUGAUCACUGCUGGGAGGAAGUCUUUCCCAUCCCAGCACGCCACACUUGCUGCCUUUGCUGCUGUUUAUGUCUCAAUGUACUUUAACACAGUGCUGACAGACUCAGCCAAGCUUCUGAAGCCUCUGCUGGUGUUUUCUUUCGUCAUGUUGGCCAUCCUGGCUGGAUUAACGAGGAUCAUUCAAUUCAGAAACCACACUGUGGAUGUCUACUGUGGGUGGUUCCUGGGAGCUGCCAUCGCAGUUUACCUGGGUGUGUAUGCUGUUGGUAAUUUCCAGCCAAGUGAAGAUCUCUGCAAAAGUCGACCACUUCCUCUCAUUCUGAGAGAGCCACCCCUCUCCUCCCUCCCUAAUGUCAGUCAAUCAGCAGUCAGUAACAGCCAUCAAGGCAUUCACACCUUGGCUCCCAGCCCAGCAAAGCCUAUCAUGACACGAUCCUCUUCUCACACCUUGUCCCCCGAAAGACCAGUAACCAUCUUGACCCGUAGCUCUUCCUACCGAGAGCCGUCCAUGAGCAAUCUGAAGAGAACCAGUGCAGAGGUGGAGGUGAUCUCUACAUCCAGCCCACCAGGAAACUAUGACAACAUGAUGACCUUCAGCAGCAGUACACUGCCAAGGUCCCAUGGUGGAUCCUCAUUAGAGGAGGGUCGAAUUCCACGGCGCCAUGCUGCCAUCCAUGCCUCUAUGGACUCAACCCGCUCCAAACAGCUGCUCAGCCAGUGGAAGAAUAAAAACGAUAACAGGAAGAUGUCUCUGCAGGUGAUGGAUGGAAUAAGGCCACCCUCCUCUUCAUCUCCUCAGAGGAACAUGGAGCUUCGCUGCUCCUCUGAACCAUCUGCCAUGGGUCUGGAGGCAGAAUUGCGUGCUGCCACACACAUGGUUUCAGCAUCAGCACAGGAGGCAGAAAUGCGUGUUGGGGCCCACAUUCCUGCUCAGUACAUGAAGCUAGCAGCUAGCUCUGUACCCAUAAACAGCCAUAAUCACCUGGGACAUAAUGGCAGUUCUGGGAUGGCAGGUGGAGCCAGAGUCGCCAUUCAACCUCGACCCGGAUCUUCACAGUUAGUUCACAUUCCUGAAGAGGAAAAUACAACCAGCAAGGAUCAAGAGAGUGAGUCUGAGGACAGCAUGAUGGAUGGAGGUGGGUCAGUGAGGGAAAAAUGGCUGAGAGUGGCUGAGAAGACCACCCUGCCCUGCAGACCACUGAGUGCUGGAGGACAGCCUCGUCUCAUGCAGGUGAUAGCGUUAUCCAAACAGCAAGGUCUGCUUCACUCUCCUCGUUCAGAAGAUGGCGGAUCUGUUCGGUACAGAGCACUGACAGACCAAGACCCAUCACCGCCCGCCUCUACCACUGGAGCAAUGGGAGGAGGAGGAGGUCUGGAAAGAACUGGCAGUAUAGUUCGUGUAGAUGCCCACCCAGAGUCCAGACAAAACAAACCGGUGGUAAAGCCUCCUAGUACUGAUGGAAGUGGCUCGUGGCGAUGGAAACCACCAGAACAGCGAGCAUCACUGCGUCAGUCUACGUUUGUCCUGAAUGACCUGAACAGACACACAGACAGCUGUGAUUCGCUGAGGGACAGUAGCUCCAUGGAUGGAAGGAGGAGCGUGACAGGAACUGAAUCAGAAAGUGAAUGUGGUGGGGAUGCAUGUGGAGGAGGAGUUGCAUACACCAACUAUCCACGAGUUGUGUACCCUUUGCACCCCCUACAUCCAAAUAAUCCUAAUAAUUUCCAACAUUCUAGUUUUAAUCCCAACAAUCACAGUAAUCCAAACUUUAAUAAUGUUCAUCCUAAUUUCAAUCCCUGCUCUACCAACUCCAACAUGACAAUCCCUCCUCCUGCCAACUUUGCUCCACCUUUCCAUCCCCACCCUCAGGCUAUCACUACUAUCAGGGUCACCCCAGUGGAGGCAUCAGCUGCCAGCACUGAUGGAGGCUCAGACUCCCAGUCAGUCGCCUCGUCUAGUCGUGAGUCCACUCUUAGGAGGAAGGAAAGCAGUAACAAUGUCCCAGACCGAGGACCUACCCCCGACCUCCAAAACCACCACCGUUCCUGUGAUGACACCAACCGUCUCGACCAUGACAGCAGCAACCGUUUCCACGAAAACCUUCGAAAUUUUCAAGAAAAUCCCAUCCAGCCCAGUUUCCUAAACAGGCAGAUGCAAGGUAUAUUUGCACGUCCAAGCCCAACCCCUCCCCCUACCUUACCACGCCCCAUCCUGACUCACACUCCACCACCUAAUUUUGGCUUGGCCUACAAAGAAUGACUGAGUUAAGUCCAAUCAAGGAAACCAUUGGUUACGUUGCUUGGGCCAACGCCCAGAACUACAAAGUCCAUCUACAAAGCAGUGUCUGCUUCUAGUUUAAGGUCUAAAAGGGUUUGGUUCCACACUCAUCUGUUCAGUUGGUCAGUUAGACAACAGGCUUGAGAUACAUUUUGGUUAAUAGACCAUGAAGUGUACAGACACAAUUAACCAAGGCCAAGAGUCAGGACAUUCUGUGUAAGAAGUAAGUUUGAGUCUAUUUCUUUUUUUUUAAAGUGUGUUAUUAGUAAUUAUUUGCAUAUUUUUUAAAUCCAAGACUGCUGGAGACAUUGGACAGAUUUUUGUAAAUGACAAACAAUGGCUAAAUGGGCUAAUUUAACAAUUGAUCAUUUCACUCGACCAACAAACAGAGAGAGAGGGAAUUAUUUGAUAGUGGUCAAACCUUUCCAGCAAGGAUUCGUUCAGCCUAAAGACUGUUAUCUUAUCCA
Nematolebias whitei (Rio pearlfish) is the source of this 3668-nucleotide messenger RNA. Its product is annotated as 2-lysophosphatidate phosphatase PLPPR4. Gene Ontology annotation, molecular function: phosphatidate phosphatase activity. Bases 346 to 3183 code for a protein of 945 amino acids. The record is from RefSeq and is a predicted model, not a curated record. Lineage: Eukaryota; Metazoa; Chordata; Actinopteri; Cyprinodontiformes; Rivulidae. Gene Ontology annotation, biological process: signal transduction; phospholipid dephosphorylation; phospholipid metabolic process. The transcript has 11 exons.